Messenger RNA from Mangifera indica (mango), 735 nucleotides. RefSeq names its product calcium-binding protein CP1-like. Gene Ontology annotation, molecular function: calcium ion binding. Lineage: Eukaryota; Viridiplantae; Streptophyta; Magnoliopsida; Sapindales; Anacardiaceae. The transcript has a single exon. The record is from RefSeq and is a predicted model, not a curated record. Bases 106 to 615 code for a protein of 169 amino acids.
ACACACGCACACACACACACACACACACACACUCACAUAUAUAGCCUAUAUCUCUGCUUCAUUCUCUUCAAGAUUUCAUAAUCUUGGAGCUUUCCAAAACUCAAAAUGUGUCCAACCGGCACAUCUUUGAAGCCAAAAGCCAUGGCAACGACGACGACAUGGCCAGAUUUCAAGCCAGCGUUCGACGUGCUUGAUGUGGACCACGACGGGAAGAUUAGCUGCGAGGAUUUGAAAACGUUUUACGCAGAAUAUGGGAAAAACGACAACGACGAUGAAGUUAUCAACUUAAUGAUCACUGUUGCGGAUUCUAACAAAGACGGGUAUGUUGAGUACGACGAGUUUGAACGGGUUUUGAGUUAUGGAGGAGGAAACAAGAGAAACGGCGUUAAAGCUGGUGGUGGGGUUCUGGAGGACGCGUUUCGGGUUAUGGAUAAGGACGGAGACGGAAGAUUGAGUUUGAAAGAUCUGAAGAGUUACAUGAAGUGGGCGGGUUUUAAUGCAAGUGAUGAAGAUAUCAAGGCUAUGAUUAAAGUGGGCGGUGGCGUAGGUGAUGAAGAGGAAGGUGUUUCUUUUGAUAGGUUGCUGAGGAUUCUAGCCGUUGAUAAUGUUGGCUGAUCAAGUCUUUGAUUUGUCUUUUUUAGGGUUCUGAGGGAACAAUUGUCAAUAAUCAAUUUUCCAAAUGUAUAAUUUUUUUUUUUUUGUUUAAUUGCAGUAAAUCAACAAGAAAAUUCAUAA